Entelurus aequoreus (snake pipefish) is the source of this 1816-nucleotide messenger RNA. RefSeq names its product coiled-coil domain-containing protein 106-like. The transcript is spliced from 8 exons. Gene Ontology annotation, cellular component: nucleoplasm. Bases 712 to 1647 code for a protein of 311 amino acids. The record is from RefSeq and is a predicted model, not a curated record. NCBI's taxonomy places the organism in Eukaryota, Metazoa, Chordata, Actinopteri, Syngnathiformes, Syngnathidae.
AUCCUCACGUCCUGAAAACGAAUUGAGUAGCGAAACCACGCUCACCGUGCAAAUUUCCUUGACCUCGGACUUGGUGAUGUAUCCGUUCUUGUCCACAUCGAAGAGCGAGAAGGCCCACUCCAGCUUCCUGGUGGUCUUCCCGGUGGAGGUCAUGUGCAGGGCGAUGAUGUACUCCUUGAAGUCCAGCGUGCCGUCGUCGUUGGUGUCGAAUGAGCGGAAGACAUGCUGCGCGUACGUGUUGGCGUCGCUCUCCGGGAAGAACUUGGAGUAGAUGCUCUGGAACUCCUCCUUGCUGAUGCGUCCGGUGGGACACUGCUUCUUGAAGUUCUCAUACCACUGGGCGAUCUCGGUCUCUGAGAACUUGGUGUUGAGUUUCAGGUCCUCCAGGAUCUCCUUGGACACGGCGCUGCUUUUGGAGUUGCCCAUCGCUGCUGCUGAUGCUGCUGCUGGGUUACCACGACGAUGCUUAUGACCUUCUCUGCCGGACGGUAGAGUCUUCCAGAAGAACACUCCUGGUGUGGGCCCUUAACUCAGCCCUGGAAGAAGCAAAGCUUAUUAAGUCAAUUACGCCUGCAGAUCCGUGCGGGACCAGCGGGAAUGUCUUGUCUGAUGGCAGCACAGGGAAUCAGCCUCCACCUGCCGGGAUAAGUCAAUUAAACCUUUGUCACCCUGAGGCGGAGCCACGAGAAGCGUCCACAAGAAGGUUUGUACAUGGGGUCCUACGAGGUUUCUUUCCCCCCAACGGAGACUAUGGAGAGGCCCACCUCCUACCACCAAGGUCAACAGAUGAUGGACGAGCCCGCCAUGCAGGAGCCUUCCCCAUUGCAGUACAGCCCCUUCAUCCUGGUCUCCAACCUGCGAGCGCACCUCUACGUGGCACUGGAGAAGAACGCCUGGCUGCAGAAGCGCGUCGAAGAGCUGGAGGAAGAGCGCAACUUCCUGCGCUGCCAGCUGGAUCGUUUCAUUGUCAGCAUGUGGAGUCACGAGGACUGGUGCGGUAAUGCCCAGCGUGGUGUGAAGGUCCAGCCUGCCGGCCCUCCCAGCCCACCCUCUUCCAUGACUACCAGGUCCGGAAUGACCCUAAAGCGCCUGCAGGGACCCGGAUGUCGCACCCGCCACGGAGCCGCUGUCCCUGCCACAGUCAAACAGGAGUUUCACCUGGAGGAAGACAACUACUAUACUGACCAAGAGUACCUGGAAGAGGAGGAGGAAGGGGCAGACUCCUCGGUGGAGGCGGGGUCAAAGAAAAAAGGCAGAGGACGCACGGGGGAGCCCAGGAUGAAGAUGAGGAGGAUCUUCCGCAUCACCCACGGGAGGGAGAGACAGCGAGUCAAAGACCCAGACGGUGUUUUGAUCCGCUACAAGAAGAUCCUGACUACAUACCAGCGCGUCAGGAGCAUGUCCAGAGCCUUUCAGAUUCACGGAGUUGACCGAAACACCAUGGCCUCCACUUCCCCAAUCGCUGAGGUCCUGCUGGUGGCGCCAGAGAAGAUGGAAGAUGUGGGCGAGUUUGAGGCAUCAAAGGAGAAGCUGCUGGAUUACGCCAGACGCUGCUACAAAAUCAUGGACGAGCAGACGCACGCUAAUGUCCAGACCAUGAAGAAGACUCACAAGCUGCUGCCCAUCUCCUAUCGCUUCAGAAACUGAGCUUUUUUGUUUCAAGUCUAGAUAGUUUAUAUUUUGUUCUACGAUUUAUGUUUGUUAUGACAUAAUAUGGCAUUUUGUUGUUUGUAACUUCAGCAGUUGUUGAACUUCAUUUGUUCAUUUGCGUCUGGUGACCUAAUUUUUUUGUACUUUGAUAAAUUUAUUUUCUGAA